Molecule: messenger RNA, 1269 nt
Organism: Cuscuta europaea
Lineage: Eukaryota; Viridiplantae; Streptophyta; Magnoliopsida; Solanales; Convolvulaceae
Source: the annotation of a GenBank genome assembly
GUCGGGCCCCUCUUCUAUAAGAAAGUACUUUUCUGUGUUUUUUUCUCGAAAGAGGAAGAUGAUAUACGAUGGCUCAUUGCCAUACAAAUCACCUAAUUCUAUCCGAAAGGCUCCAGUGCUCCACCAAGAAUUCGCUACGAACUUCAUCAACAUCAGUAUUGGAUCAUCCCUAAAUGGGAUCAACAGUGUGGAAAUACCAUUUAGCCCCUGCUAUACUGUUACUGCCAAAGCCAUUAUUGGGUCUUCAAGAAAAUCUGUGAAAUCUUGGAGCUCUUCAAACCCUCAAUCAUCACCACAACCACACUUAGCAUUAGCUGGAGGAGAAGAAGUGGAAUUGGAGCAUGAGCAUCAGCUGAAGGACAAUAAUGGAAUUUCAAGAAAAGAAAGCUCUGGUUAUCUGGUCAGGGAUCAUGAGUAUGGAUGGCAAGUAAGGAAGAUGGUCCAGAGUGAGGAUGAGAUUAGGGAAGUAGCUAAUGUUCAAGCUGAGGCAUUUUAUGAACCAGUCUUCUUCUUCAAUGCUCUCUUCUUUCAUUUUUUCAAGGCCGAGGUGCUUUCUGGGCUUCUUUACAGAUUGAAGAACUCUCCACCUCAGAGGUAUGCAUGUUUGGUGGCGCAACAUUGGAAGGAUACAGCGGCAGAGAUGAAAGCAGUGGUUGGAGUGGUCGAUGCAACUGUGUUUAGAGACCGUAAUGUUCUUCGACAUCUUCAAGGAGCAAAUGAAUAUCUUUACAUUUCUGGGAUUGCUGUCUUACGCAAAUGCAGGCUGUCCUGAACGACAUCUACAUACAAAUUGACAGCAUGUCAACUGCAAAGGAGACAUGUGAUGAGAUUUUCAAGAUAGUGCAAGGAACUGAAAUUGGUGUGAAGGAGGCAAAAGGUAGCAACAACGUUGUUAAAAGCAUGUGAAAUGGUAGCCAAUCAGUGGGGCUUCGAGUAUCUUGUACUGAUGGCUUAUGAAGACGACCUGGGAGCUCAAACACUAUACACUAAUGUUGGCUACAAAGUUGUCUCAAAAGAUCCUCCAUGGUUGACCUCUUGGAUUGGCCGAAGAAGACGGGUUCUUAUGGUCAAAAGGUCCAAUGAAGUGAACUCACUCUAAUUUUUGCAUGCAUCAACAACUUUGUGUUGUGCUAAAUGAAAGAAGGGAAAACAUGUCAUAAACCCAAUUUAGUUUUAUGAUUGUUAUAGUGAUUGAGGAAAGUUUGUGAAGAUGUUAUGAAUUUGACAAGAAUAUUCAUCUUUAAUUCCGAUUCAACCGAUUUUGAAUUA